UAGCCUCUGGAGUUUGCUCCUUUUGCGCCGCUCUCAGGAUGGGUCGUAGUGGGGGGAUCAUGCGCUGGAAGAGGAUGUCUGCAUUCCGUUUCUUGGUGCCCAGUGGCUCCCCCACCGGCAUCAAGAGGCUUCUUUCCACAGAUGGGCUUAUACCUCGGAUAUGCAUAGUAGGCAGUGGUCCUGCUGGAUUUUACACGGCCCAGCAUCUCCUGAAGCACCACAGGCUGGCUCAGGUGGACGUUUAUGAGAAGCUGCCGGUUCCCUUUGGCCUUGUCCGUUUUGGAGUGGCUCCAGACCAUCCGGAAGUCAAGAAUGUAAUCAACACGUUUACUCAGACAGCACGCUCUGAUCGCUGUUCCUAUUACGGGAAUGUGACCGUGGGGAAGGAUAUCACUGUGAAAGAACUGCAGAAGGCUUAUCAUGCGGUGAUCUUGAGCUACGGGGCCGAGGACAAUCGAACUCUUGGAAUUCCAGGGGAGGAUCUUGCAGGAGUUUAUACAGCCAGAGCUUUUGUGGGUUGGUACAAUGGCCUACCUGAGAACAGAGAUCUGAAGCCAGACCUGAGCAGUGAGACGGCGGUGGUCCUCGGACAUGGGAAUGUGGCCCUGGAUGUUGCACGGAUUCUCUUGUCGCCUCUUGAAAUUCUUAGGAAAACUGAUAUCACAGAAGAUUCACUGGCAAUCCUGGCCCGCAGCAAAGUGAAGCGGGUGUGCCUUGUGGGGAGGAGGGGUCCUCUCCAGGUGGCUUUUACCAUAAAGGAGCUGCGGGAGAUGAUCAACCUUCCUAAUGCCAGACCUUUUCUCGAUCCUACAGACUUCAAAGGCCUUGGAGAUGUUGUCAAAGAUGCUCCCAGGCCCAGGAGACGGCUGACUGAGCUGAUGGCCAAAACGGCCUUAGGUGAGCCUGGAGAGGAAGUGGCUGGCCGUUGGGCAUCAGCAUCUAGAGAGUGGAGCCUGAAGUUCUUGCGCAGCCCACUAGAAGUGUUGCCUGCCACGGAUGGAAAGCGUGCAAGAGGGAUCCGAAUGGCUGUCACCAGGUUGCAAGGUUCAGGAGAAAUGGCCAAGGCAGUUCCCACUGGAGAAGUUGAGGACCUGCUGUGUGGGCUGAUCCUCAGCAGCAUUGGUUACAGAAGCCUCCCAAUUGACCCAGCUCUACCCUUUGAUUCCAAGCAAGGGAUUAUUCCAAACAAUUUGGGAAGAGUCCUUGGUGCCCCAGGUCUCUACUGCAGCGGCUGGGUCAAGCGGGGGGCCGUAGGUGUCAUCCUCACUACUAUGAAUGACAGCUUUGACACUGCUCAGUUUGUGCUGGAGGACCUGCAGUCUGGAGCUCUGGAUGUUUCAAAGGCUAAGGAAGGCUCUGAGUUGGUGAGAAGCAUACUUCAGUCUCGAGGGAUUCAUCCAGUUUCCUUUUCGGAUUGGGAGAAGAUUGAUGCUGCUGAAGUAGCAAGAGGCAAGCUGGCUGGGAAGCCUCGAGAGAAGAUAGUGGAUCCACAGGAGAUGCUCGAAUUGAUCAGUCACUGACCUGGGCAUCUGUGCUGUGAGAGCUGGCCACAUUCCUGCUGUGGCCCUGUCUCUGUCAAAAAGGCUGUCUCUGCAGAAGGUUGAAUCACUCCUCAGCCUACACAUGUUCCGGAGACCCUGAGACUGGGCUGGUCCCGGAUUGCUAAGGGAUGUGAAUUGGUUAAAAGCUUGUUGCCACUAUAGGCAGCAGUGCUUGUUCACAGCCUUGGCCACCUUUGUGCUUUCCUGGCCAUGAAAGUUACAGCUAAGUGGAUGCUAGUUGGAUUCUGCAGUUCUAGGCAAGCAGUACCUUCUUCCUCCCUCUUCCACAAUUGCUGGACUCACAAUAAUGAGUCACUGGACCCUUUUUCUGGGACACAUUAAGUACAAAAAAGUUUGAUCUUUUUAGGGGUAAGUAAACAGUGCCUUAAUACUGUCUAUGUUCUUUUUUUUCUCUCUUUUGUAU
Molecule: messenger RNA, 1965 nt
Organism: Gekko japonicus
Lineage: Eukaryota; Metazoa; Chordata; Lepidosauria; Squamata; Gekkonidae
Gene: FDXR
Product: ferredoxin reductase
Exons: 12
Coding region: 39-1520 (493 amino acids)
Biological process (GO): ubiquinone biosynthetic process
Cellular component (GO): mitochondrion
Source: RefSeq, a predicted model, not a curated record